AGCCUUUUCCCAUUUUCUUUUUUGUUAGAAUUUGAGCUGCUAUUGCUAUUUUACAAAUCUCUCUCUCUCUUUCUCUGAGAGCUAAAAGUGCAUCAAUCGCCGAAGAAAAUCUCUCUCAUUUAGUCUCGCUUUUUCCCGUUCUCGCUAAUCACUUCAAUACCUCAAGGAUCUGGUGUUUCUUCCACUUCAAAUCUUACCCUUUUCCAAUCACAUAAAAAGGCAUUGAAACAAUUUUUUUAUUUUUUAUAAAGCUCUUGGGCUUUGAAUUCUGAAUCUAGGGUUCUGUGAUCUGUAUAUGUGUAUCGAUGAGUAUGGAAAUCGCGGUGGAUGCGGGGUCGUUUGACGCCGAGUUGUUGCAACUUACGGAGGUGUCCCCUUUGGCCCUCAAAUCGAAUCCAAGCUACGUCGAGUCGCUCUUCGAGCAGUGGCUUUCGCUUCCCGAAACUAACCGUCUGGUGACACAAUUGCUCGCUGAAGCAAAGGCAGGUGGACCCUUAACUGUCCAUGGCAACUCUUCUAGUCCGCAUGCCACUGCAGGCAAUGCUUUGCCUUCCAUGUUUCCAGCAGGCAGUGCACCACCACUGUCACCAAGAAGUUCAUCUGGCUCCCCUCGCAUUAUGAAACAGAGGACUGGCCCUUCUAAUUUAGGUUCUCCCCUGAAAGUAGUUAGUGAGCCAGUUAAAGAAUUGAUACCUCAGUUUUACUUUCUAAAUGGUCGCCCACCUCCAAAUGAACUAAAGGAGCAAUGUUUAUUUAGAAUAAAUCAGUUUUUCUCUGGAAACGCGGACGGACUGCAGAUGCAAGAAUUUAAAUCAGUUGCUAAGGAAGUUUGCAAGCUGCCUUCAUUCUUCUCCACGUCUCUUUUCCGAAAGAUUGAUGUUAAUAGCACUGGAUUUGUAACAAGGGAUACAUUUACUGAUUAUUGGGUCAAUGGCAACAUGUUGACGAUGGAUAUAGCUACUCAAAUAUAUUCAAUCUUAAAGCAACCAGAUCUCAAGUACCUUACUCAGGAUGACUUUAAACCUGUCCUUCGAGAACUUUUGGCAACUCAUCCAGGGUUGGAGUUCUUACAGAGCACACCUGAGUUUCAAGAAAGAUACGCUGAAACUGUAAUAUACAGAAUAUUUUACUACAUAAAUAGAUCUGGGAACGGUCAUCUCACCCUCAGGGAGCUGAAACGUGGAAACUUGAUUGAUGCAAUGCAACAUGCGGAUGAAGAAGAGGACAUCAAUAAGGUUUUGAGGUACUUCUCUUAUGAGCAUUUUUAUGUUAUAUACUGCAAGUUUUGGGAGCUGGAUACGGACCAUGAUUUCCUUAUCGACAAAGAGAACCUGAUAAGAUAUGGUAACCAUGCACUUACCUACCGGAUUGUUGACAGAAUAUUUUCUCAGGUUGCAAGAAAGUUUACUAGCAAGGUUGAGGGAAAGAUGGGAUAUCAAGAUUUUGUGUACUUCAUUCUGUCAGAGGAGGAUAAAUCGUCCGAGCCUAGCCUUGAGUUCUGGUUCAAGUGCGUAGAUUUGGAUGGAAAUGGAGUUCUGACACGUAAUGAACUGCAAUUCUUUUAUGAGGAGCAAUUGCAUAGAAUGGAAUGCAUGGCCCAAGAGCCUGUUCUCUUUGAGGAUAUAUUAUGCCAGAUAAUUGACAUGAUUGGACCAGAGAAUGAGAGCUAUGUCACACUCCGUGACCUGAAAGGCUGUAAGCUUUCAGGAAGUGUCUUCAACAUCCUUUUCAACCUUAACAAGUUCAUGGCCUUUGAAACUCGUGAUCCGUUUCUUAUUCGUCAGGAACGCGAGAAUCCAACCUUGACAGAGUGGGACCGGUUUGCACAUAGAGAAUAUAUCAGACUUUCUAUGGAAGAAGAUGUUGAAGAUGCCUCCAAUGGAAGUGCUGAAGUUUGGGACGAAUCGCUUGAAGCUCCCUUUUGAGUUCAACUCGGGAAUAGACUAGGAAAUUUCAGAUUCUUCUUAAACUGGCAAUCAGACAGAACUGACGACUCAUAGAAUCAGUAUAUUGAACAAACUGUGGCAGUUGUGACACCUACACUUUAUUGACGGAAAAUUCUGAACUUGGCGGUGUCGGGGUACCUUGUGCCAGCAGUAAAACAAAAAAACAAAAAAAAUGGUCUGCGUGUUCAUGAAUUAAACAAAUGAUGGGGCAGAGUACAAGCCCCAUUGCCCCGUAUCGUAGCAUGCGGAAUAGCUGCCUGCUCAAAGAUGAUAUGAUUAACCACGUCCAGUUGAAAGAUAAUAACAUCCUUAACAUUCAGCCACCCUUUCUUCCCUCUCUAUAUUUGGUUCAAUUGUUACCUCAAGUUGUAAGAUAUCACUUAUUUAAGUUUCUUAUUUAUUUUUGUUAUAGUGGUUGGUUGUUCAAAAAUACAUUCAUUUGUAAAAUUUAUUAGGUGGUGUUAGACUUUCUUUGUUAAGAAAUUUUGAGUUGGAUUUUGGUUAUUAUCAAUUGAUAUUCUUGGUUU
This is a messenger RNA of Prunus mume (Japanese apricot), 2473 nucleotides long. Its product is annotated as serine/threonine protein phosphatase 2A regulatory subunit B''beta-like. Lineage: Eukaryota; Viridiplantae; Streptophyta; Magnoliopsida; Rosales; Rosaceae. Gene Ontology annotation, molecular function: calcium ion binding; protein phosphatase regulator activity. Gene Ontology annotation, biological process: protein dephosphorylation. Gene Ontology annotation, cellular component: protein phosphatase type 2A complex. The record is from RefSeq and is a predicted model, not a curated record.